This is a messenger RNA of Rotaria sp. Silwood1, 4173 nucleotides long. Lineage: Eukaryota; Metazoa; Rotifera; Eurotatoria; Philodinida; Philodinidae. The record is from the annotation of a GenBank genome assembly.
AUGUUUUCACAAAUUGGCGGAAUCUUUAUCCUUGAUUUUGACAAAAGUCAAAGGAACGAGUUCGUUUUUGAACAUAAAAAAUUCUUCGGUAUUUUUAAUGAAUUAGAUAAUUUAUAUUUGUCAAUCGAAGAACAAAUUGAAUUUGACGAUCAAUUAUUUCAAACAUUCAGUAUUUUUGAUCAAUCAAAAUAUUUAAUAGAAAAUCUAUCAAAACAAACAUCUGAUUUAUUUUGGUAUCUACUUAUUGGUAAUAUUCUUUUACAACAAUUAUCUCAUAAUCAAUUAGACAAAAAUGAUAUGAUCAAUUUAUGUCGUCAAUAUUAUCAAGAUAAUUUGAAAUAUUUAAAAAUAAUUGAUGAAUUCGAACAUGAAUAUCAUUCGAAUAAAGUUAUUCAAUGGUUUUUAAACAAAUCUUUUCCUUAUAAAAUGAUUAAAAAAGCAUUACAAAUUAAAGAUAUCGAUCAAUUAAUUAGAUUGAGAUACUUUUUGAGCGAUCUUAUACAAAGUUUUUCAAAUCAAUUUCAUAAUAUGAUCGAAUAUGACAAUGAAAAUUUUAUAGUUUAUCGAGGAAUGAAAUUAUCAAAAGAACAAAUUGAAGAAUUCAAACAAAAUCAAGGAAAAUUUCUUGUAAGUAAUAGCUUUUUGACAGCAACUCAAUCUCAUUCAAAUGCAUUAAAUUUUGCAAAAAUAUCAAUAAAACAAACAGAUAUUAUUCCUGCAAUAUUACAAAUUGAAUGUAACUCAAAAGAUGUUUAUAAAAAUAUUCUCUUUACUAAUAGAAACAUAUUAAAAGAUCAAUCUAAUCAAGAUGAUGUUUUAUUUAAUUUACAUGUUAUAUUCUGUUUCGAUAAAGUUGAAUUUAAUGAAAAUAUCUUUUAUAUUAAACUUAGAAUUUCGAAUGAAGGGCAAAGUAUUUUAGAAAAAUAUAUUGAAGAUACACGUCAACAAUUUGAAGAUCUUGAUAUUGAACUUAUAUUUGGACGUCUUAUGUUAGAUAUGGGUCAAUGGAAUCAAUCACAAAAAUAUUUUCAACGACUACUAAUCAAUUCAAAUAAUAAAAAACAAGCAUGGAUACAAUAUAGUCUUGGUCAAAUUCAUUGUUUAAAAGGUGAAUGGAUUAUAGCACGUCAAUAUUAUGAUUAUUCUUAUGCUCAAAUGUGUCCCAAAGAAUCAGCUCAUAUACUUUCUAGUAUUGGAGAACUUCUUUAUAUAGAAGGAAAGUUUGACGAAGCUCUGAAUUUUCAUGAACAAGCAUUACAAAUUCGAAAAGAAUAUUAUUCUUCUGAUCAUCCUCAUAUUGCUCAUAGUCUACGUUCUAUUGGAGAUAUAUUUCAUAAAAAAGAUAAAUACGAUGAAGCUUUUGUAUAUUUUCAAGAAGCACUUACCAUUUUCGAGAAAUAUUAUAAAAAUUUUCAUCCUGAUAUUGCUAAAUGUAUGUCAUCUAUUGGACUUUAUUUUCGUGAACAAAGAAAUUAUGAUAAAUCUGUCGAAUAUCAUCAACAAUCUUUGAUAAUUUAUGAAAAAUAUUAUCCUUUUGAUCAUGUCUGUAUUGCUUUAACACUCAAUGAUAUUGCAGAUAGUCUUUGUGCACAAGAUAAAAACGAUGAGGCUUUGAAUGUUCAUUGUCGAGCACUUCGAAUACAUGAGAAAUUUAUUCAAUCUGAUCAUAUUGAUAUGUCGAAACAUUUUUGUACACUUGGUCACAUUUAUUUUGGACAAGGACACUACGAAAUGGCUUUAGAAUCUUAUCAACAAUCAUUAGCAGUAUUAAAAAAAUCUUUGUUCUAUGGUCAUAUUGAUAUUAUUUGUCUAUUGAAUAAUAUUGGUAUUAUUUUGAACAACUUAGAAAAAUUUGAUGAUGCUAUGAAUUUUCAUCGACAAGCAUUAACUAUGGCAGAAAAGUAUUAUCCAUCAUUUCAAGCUAGAAUAGCACAAACAUUCAUAUAUAUUGGAAAUGUUCUUAGAUAUCAAGAGAAAUAUGAUGAGGCUUUAGAUCAUUAUAAACAAGCAUUAGUAAUGCAAAAAAAAUUUUAUCCUUUAGGUAAUGUGAAUAUAGCUUUUACACUUCAAAAUAUUGGUAUUACUUUAUCCGAACAAGGAAAGUAUGAUGAAGCUUUCGAAUUUUAUAAACAAGCAACAAUCAUGUUUGAAAAACAUGAUUUAUAUAAUCAAAGUGAUAUUGCUUUUAAUUUAAUGGGUUUUGGUUGUAUUCGAAGUCAGCAAGAAAAAAUUGAUGAAGCCAUCAAUUAUUAUCAAAGAGCAUUACAAAUUCAAAAAGAUUAUUAUCAUUCAGAUCAUUCUAAUAUUGCUGAUACGAUUAAUAAUAUUGGUAAUCUACUUUGUCGUCAAACAAAAUAUGAUGAAGCUAUGAAAUUUUAUAAAGACGCAUUAGAAAUUCAAGAAAAAAAUUAUCCUAUUGGACAUAUCAAAAUUGCUACAACAUUAAAUAAUAUUGGUCAUGUACUGAUGAAUCAAAUGAAAUAUGAUGAAUCACUUGACUAUUAUAAACAAGCGCACUUAAUACUUGUCAAAUUUAAAAGUAAUUAUCCAUUGAAUCAAUUACAAAUUGCUUUUAAUCUAAGUUAUAUUAGUGAUAUUUUGCAUUUACAAAAAAAAUAUCAAGAAGCUAUCGAAUAUCAACAACGUGCAUUAUCAAUUAAAGAAAAAUGUUUACCAUCUAUUCAUAAGCAAAUUAUUGCAAGUUGUAUUAAAAUUAGUCGUAGUUUAUGUAGUCAAGAAAAAUAUGUUGAUGCACUUGAAUUUCAACAACGAGCUUUAUCAAUGGAGGAAAAAAUUGAACCAAUAAAUCAUACGAAUAUAGUUGAUCGUCUUUGUGAUAUUGGUAAGAAUUUUUUCGAUCAAAAAAAAUACGAUCAGGCUCUUGAAAUUUUUCAACAAGCAUUAACAAUAAUAGAAGCAUCUGAUCCACCUAAUCAUGGUUACAAUGCUACGAUACUCAGUAAUAUUGGUGAGAUACUUAAACAACAACAAAAAUAUGAUGAUGCAUUCAUUUUUAAAAAUCGUGCACUUAAUAUACGUGAAACUCAUUUUCCAUCAAAUCAUCAAAAUAUUGCCAAUAUUCUUAAUGAUAUUAGUAUUAUCUUUGACGAGCAAAAUAAAUAUGAUGAAGCACUUGAUUUUCUUAAGAGAGCACUCGAAAUACGAGAAACUCAUUGUUCAUCGAAUUAUCUAGAAAUUGUACGUAAUCUCAAUGAUAUUGGUCUUAUACUCUCCAAUCAAAAUAAACCUGAUGAAUCCCUUAGUUUUUAUCAACGAGCUUUAGAGAUUAAAGAAAAUUUCGAUCCAACUGAUUAUGAAGGUAUUGUCAUUAUGCUUGUUACCAUAAGUAAUAAAUUCAAGCAAAAAAAAAGAUAUGAUGAUGCAUUGCAUUACUUAGAUCGAGCUCUCAACAUACGAGAAACACACUUGCCAUUAACUUAUAAGCAAAUUACUCGUCACAUCAACGACAUUGGUCAUAUUCCCUACGAACAAGAAAAAUAUAAUGAAGCUCGUCAGUAUUAUCAACGAGCGUUAGAUAUCACAGAGAGAUUCAAUGCAUCUGCUUAUGAGGAUAUUGCUGUUCUACUCAGUAAUAUUAGUCUUACAUAUCAACAGCAAGAAUAUUAUGUUAGAGCAUUUGAUUUUCGAAAUCGAUCACUUCAAAUACGAGAAACUUAUCUUUCAUCAGAUCAUUUACAAAUUGCCGAUGGUCUUCAUGAACUCGGCCAUAUUUUCCAAGCACAAAACAAAUACGAUGAAGCUCUUAGUUCUUAUAAACGUGCAUUAGAAAUGAGAGAAACAUUCGAUCCAUUGGGAUAUGAAAACAUUGCUAUUAUACUCACUAGCAUUAGCAAUAUACUUAAAUAUCAAAGAAAAUUUGAUGAGGCACUCAAUUUUCAAAAUAGAUCACUUAAAAUACUCGAAACUCACUGUCCAAUGAAUCAUCGCUAUAUUGCAUUGAAUCUCAACAACAUUGGCAACAUUCUUCUAGGACAAGAAAAAUAUAAUGAAGCAUUCGAUAAUUAUCAAAAAGUUUUAGCAAUUUGUGAAGAAUUUUAUUCAUCUGAUUAUGAGAGCAUGAUUGUUUGCCUUGGUAAUAAUGCUGAUGUACUUGAAGAUCAAGAAAAAUAUAAUGAAGCACUUACUAUAUCGUCAACGAGCAUUAACAAUUAG